CCAGAGCUGACUGCAGAAGGCAGUUUUGUUUUGAAUAGCCAACAUCAGGCCAGCAGACUUCAUCCCGGGGAGAGAGGCUGCUGGAUGGUCGUCAGAGUUCCCAGUGCCCUAAACCAUGAACAACACAGAUGGUAAACACACCCCUUAAAGAUGCUCACUCUCUCCUGAGAAGCAGGACGGCUCAUAUAGGAAGCAGCCUUUUUCCAGGAGAAUAUGAGAGUGCUACUUGGGCUCCUUUGCUCCAUUGUCCCUCUGCUUUCACUGGAGACCGAUGACUGUAAGGAAUAUCCAAGUCAGAUCAUUCUAUUUUCAUCUGUAAAUGAAAUUGAUAUUCGUGAUUGUCCUCUUACUCCAAAUGAAAAGCGUGGCACCAUACUCUGGUAUAAAAAUGACGGCAAGACACCCAUAUCAGUGGACCAGGACUCCAGGAUUCAUCAGCGAAAUGAGCGGCUUUGGUUUGUUCCUGCCAAGAUUGAGGACUCGGGACAUUACUAUUGUAUAGUAAGAAACUCAACUCACUGCCUCAAAACUAAAAUAAAUGUGGAGGUUUUGGAGAAUGAGCCUGGCCUGUGUUAUAACACGCAAGCCACCUUCCCCCAGCGUCUCCACAUUGCAGGGGAUGGAAGUCUUGUGUGCCCUUACUUGGAUUUUUUUAAAGAUGAAAAGAAUGAGUUGCCCAAAGUUCAGUGGUAUAAGAAUUGUGAACCCCUGCUUCUCGACAACAUAAACUUCAUUGGAAGCAAAAAUAAACUGAUGGUGAGGAAUGUGACUAAAGAGCAUGGAGGGAACUAUACUUGCCAUGUGUCCUACACGUACCUGGGGAAGCAAUAUCCAGUCACCCGAGUGAUACAGUUUGUCACAAUAGGUGAGAGCAAGAGUGAGAGGCCUGUGAUAGUGAGCCCGCGGAAUGAGACCAUGGAAGCAGACCCAGGAUCCAUGAUACAACUGAUCUGCAAUGUCACAGGCCAGUUAUCAGAUCUUGUGUACUGGAAGUGGAAUGGAUCAGAAAUUGACGAUCCACUCCUAGCUGAAGACUUCCAUCAUGUGAAACAUCCUUCAUCCCAAAGAAAGUAUACGCUCAUUACAGUACUUAAUAUUUCAGUAGUCCAAAGUCACUUUUAUCUGUAUCCAUUUAUCUGUUUCGUCAAGAACACAAAUAUUCUAGAGUCAGCACAUGUCAAGUUAAUAUAUCCAGUCCCUGACUUCAAGAAUUACAUCAUUGGGACCUUUGUCAUCUUAACAGCUACAAUUGUAUGGUGUGUUUUCAUCUAUAAAAUCUUCAAGGUUGACAUCGUGCUUUGGUACAGGGAUUCUUGCUCUGAUUUUCUCCCCCGAAAAGCUUCCGACGGAAAGGCCUAUGAUGCCUAUAUUCUCUAUCCCAAGACCUUCGGAGAAGGAUCCUCCUCAAACUUAGAGACUUUUGUGUUUAAACUGUUGCCUGAGGUCUUGGAGGGACAGUUUGGAUAUAAGCUGUUCAUCUGUGGAAGGGACGACUAUGCUGGGGAAGACAUUAUUGAGGUUACUAAUGAAAAUGUAAAGAAAAGCAGGAGGCUGAUUAUCAUUUUAAUGAGAUAUAUGGGUGACUUCAGCUGGCUGGGUCACUCAUCUGAAGAGCAAAUAGCACUAUAUAAUGCUCUCACCCGGGAAGGAAUUAAAAUUGUCCUGCUUGAGUUGGAGAACAUCCAAGACUAUGAGAAAAUGCCGGAAUCUAUUCAAUUCAUUAAGCGGAAACAAGGAGCCAUUCGCUGGUCAGGGGACUUUAAAGCGAGACCACAGUCUGCAAAGACCAGGUUCUGGAAAAACGUGAGAUACCACAUGCCAGCCCAACGGCAGUCUCCGAUGUCCAGACACCAUUUACUAAGCCUGAACACCAAGGAGAAAAUGCACGGAGAGACUCACUUACCUCUCGGCUAGCAUGACAGAAGUGGACCAAGAACUUUGGGAUGCCUUAUGUCAUAGGAGGCUGCAGCUGGACUGCGCCUCCCAGUUAUGUGUACUGUCAUGAAAUGCACCUCUGUAAUCCCUUAUCCCUGGGUUACCUGGAAUCAGAUUAAGGGAAUAGAACUUGGUGACAAUAAUGGGCUAGGACAGUUCAGAUCGAGAGUUUGGGAAGCUCCAGGGCAAUGGAUGCUCAGGGAUGCUCCUCUGGAGGCUACUCACUGUUGAGGCAAUGAACUGGGAGGAUUAAACUUCAGGAAAUGGCCACAUCUGUGGGUGGUUUAAUCACCUUCUCAGACGGUGGCUGUCUGAGGACACUUUGGGGGGUCCCUGGCAAAGAAGUGGCUCCCCUAAGCCUCAAUGCAGGUGACAUUUACUGACACCCCACAGUAGGAGGCAUAACUUCCUUGCAUUUUCCAGACCCCUUGACCACCAAACUUAGUUUUCAAAGACUAAACUUUACUUUAUAGACCUCGAAAGCUGUCAUUUCAAUGAAGAAGGAUUCUCUGGGGUUCCCUCCACUGCAGCCACCUUAUCUUUCUACAGAAGAGAGUGGGUUUUUAAGUUAACUGUAGAAGGAAGCCACCCACAAGUUUCUUCUGUUCACAUGUCCACUCUGGAAUGACUGUUGCCUCGUCCUUAUUCUUGUGCAUUUUACUUAUUGCUUCUCUGGACCUGCAGCUCUGCAGUGCCGCCUCCCUCCACUCUGCCACAAGCAUAGCCUGAGGAUUCACGCUCAUGCAUGAGACUGCUCUGACCUCACGCCCUGGCACUGCAGCAUGUCUGCAGGCUCUUCCUGUGCAGAAGCUGAAGUCUGCACAGCAUUCCUCUCUGCCUUGUCCCCUGUCCCAGUCAUCUCCCAUCAGCCUGCAGGUCACCAUCAUGCUGUGUGACUGCAGAGCAGCCUGUGGAGCCUUUGUGUUGGCUCUCAGCACACCUCCAUCUUUGCCUUGCUCCCCCACUUCUUUGUGACUAGAAUCUACUCUUUUAUUUUCUUCACCUGACAAAGAACUUGCUAAAGUUCACAGUUUAUUUCAAUGCUAAAAUCCUCAAGCGCCUGAUCUCUCCUUACUCUAAGUCUUGGCCACUCAAGCUUCCAGCCUGUCUGUCUUGCCAACCAUGACGCCUGCUUACUGCAAUGUGAACAGGUGGUAUAGAUAUGCCAGGACCUUUAUUUUAAAAUGUUCUUGGAUAAUCGUGUUUAAAUUUCCCAAUUAUUCUAAUUUUAUACAUAGGUCAGAGAAACUGACCUAUUUAACAGAAUUACUCUUUUAACUCUACUGUAACUAGACUUUGAACUUGAACUUUUUGGCUUCUGUCCCUGUGCUCAAACUUUUUGAUUUCAGGUCCAUCACUGUCUGCUUACCCUUACCUCAGUCUUCACGGGAGAAGAUGUGAGUGUUUAAUAGGAUGCAACUGAGUUCAGGAAUGUUUUUACCAAAGGAACAAACAGUCCUUUUCAGUGUAGGGAUUUAUAAAAACUAACUUUAGAAUUUUCAGCAUGAUGUUUUUAUUUCCCAAUACUUUCCCCCUGAAGGUCAACAUUUCUUCUCUAACUACAAAUGAAAGCAAAUUGGUUUUUGUGGUACAGAAGUUUUCGUUAGUUUGUUUUUAACUUGAUGACUGUCUUCAGAAUAAUCCUAAUAGUUCUGGAAGAUUGCAAAGCCAGGUUCACAUGCCAAAAAGAAACCGACAGUUUCAAGGGUUGUAUGAAUAUGGGUACCCUUCUGUUUUUCAUGUUUUGAACAUCUGCUAUGGGUGAGCACAAAUAUUAUUUAAAAGGCAUCUGCUCACCUACAUAGAGGUAGAGAAAAACACAUACCUGAGAGUCUGACUCUCACUUUUGACAUCUUUUCUCCUGGAUCCAACCUGCAAGCACUGAGUAGAUGGGUCACUGGAUUGAUGGGUCAGAGAAAGAAAGGCUGUCCCAGAUGGCAACCAGAAGUCUGCUCCUAACCCAUGAUGCACUCUUUAAAAGUUUAAUUGGCCGAUAAUUUUUUUGUCUGUCAUCCAUAAAAUGCAUUGGCAUACAUGUAUGUUAUGAGUGAAUUAGAGCUAAUGGGAAACUUGGCCAGAAAGUAUGAGCGGGCAGUAGCAGAGAACCACAAAUAGUGUGACACCAAGAACUGCCGGCGGAGUGAGGGCAGAGGCAAGGGAUAAACCUGAACAGGAAGGUGCUGUCAUUUCUGGUCCCCAGGGGGCUGGCAAAGAGGAUGAAACUUCACAUCCAGGCAGUGGAGGCUUCCUUUGACUUAGCCCCCUCCUCCCCGGAAGUAUCAGGCUUAAGCUAUCUUUCAUGCUUUCCCCAUGACUCGGAUUUCACUGUGCUUUCUGAUGGUGUUUUUAAAAGGCCAACUAAGUGUCACAGAAGUUUGCACAUGCAACGAUGUAUUUAAUUACCAGUGUUUAAAACUGGUUUAGCAGAAUGUAUAUAUUUCUCUCUCUUGCCUUUUGAAUUUUACUUAUAAUGAUAGAAAAAAUAUUGAGCCAUUUUAAUGACAUUUUUAUAAAUUAUAUUUAUACUGAUUGAUAAUGAAG
Molecule: messenger RNA, 4476 nt
Organism: Onychomys torridus (southern grasshopper mouse)
Lineage: Eukaryota; Metazoa; Chordata; Mammalia; Rodentia; Cricetidae
Gene: Il1r1
Product: interleukin 1 receptor type 1
Exons: 12
Coding region: 214-1914 (566 amino acids)
Biological process (GO): signal transduction; regulation of inflammatory response
Molecular function (GO): interleukin-1, type I, activating receptor activity
Source: RefSeq, a predicted model, not a curated record